UCCAAGCGGAGUGCGGCGCCCUGCCGAGCGGCCCCACCCACCGACCCGGGCAGUUGGGCGUCGUGCGCCGGUACCUGGCGGGGAGCUGAGAAGUUGCUGGCGGGACGCGGAGGCUCGCGGUGUUCCUAGAACAGGAGAUGGAAUCACAAAUGUCUUCCAGAAGUGCAUUGUCGCAGCACAGAUCAAGGCAGCAUGGCAGAUCUACACAAUAUGAUGAAGUAUUUGUGGAUUCCUCUUUUCUAGAAGAUACAGAAAGUCUGCCUCAAAGUUCACAAAACGCUGAACUGCUACUGAGUGCAGAUCGCUUGCCGCCACCACCUCUCCCACUGCAACCACCUCUCGGCCCUGAGUUUUACCCAAGUAAUAGUGAAGAACCCUCUGAUCUGAAACCAGUAAGACGAUUUAUUCCAGACUCCUGGAAGAACUUCUUCAAAGGGAGAAGAAAUAACCCAGAAUUGGAUAAGCCACCGUCAGAUAUAAAAUACACUUCCAGUGGAGUUGAAUGUUCUCCACCAGCAUCUCCAGUACAGCAAAAUCACAAGUCAGCUGCUAGUUCCUAUAAAGACCCAUAUGGAGGAUCAGGUGGAAGCUAUAAUUCAGGCAAACAAGCUGAAGCCAUGCUUACCCAAGAUCCUUAUGCCUCCCUAGAACGACAUACUCAAAUGGCUCUAACUUACAGUGAGAAGGUGGAAGCUUAUAAUUUGAGAUACUCCUACAUGAAAUCAUGGGCAGGUUUACUCAGAAUUCUGUGUGUUGUAGAGCUGCUUUUAGGUGCAGCUGUCUUUGCUUGUGUCACAGCCUAUAUACACAAAGAUAAUGAAUGGUACAACAUGUUUGGAUACUCACAGCCAUAUGGUUUUACAGCAAACAGUGUAUAUGGAGGCUAUUAUUAUAGUGGCCCCAAAACUCCUUUUAUACUUGUAGUAGCAGGCUUGGCUUGGGUAGUGACUAUAGCGCUUCUAGUGCUUGGCAUGUCAAUGUACUAUCGAACUAUUCUUCUGGACUCGAAUUGGUGGCCUUUAACUGAAUUUGGAAUUAAUGUUGCAUUAUUCAUUCUGUAUAUGGCGGCUGCAAUAGUCUAUGUGAAUGAUGCUAACCGAGGUGGACUCUGCUAUUACCAAUUAUUUCAAACACCAAUGAAUGCAUCAUUUUGUCGCAUAGAAGGGGGACAGACAGCAGCAAUGAUCUUUUUGUUUGUUACGGUGAUUGUCUAUCUUAUUAGUACAGUAGUUUGCCUAAAGCUAUGGAGACAUGAAGGAGCAAGGAGGCAUAGAGAAUUAAUGGAACAAGAGAUGAAAACACAAUCUUUUCUACCACAAAGGAUGUAUGAAAGUAAAGACAGACCAAGAGAAGAAGUCAAUUACAAGCAAUUUACAUCGGUGGAAAUGAAACCUGAACUACUUAAUAGCCAUAUACCAUCAGGGCACAUUCCUAAGCCUAUAGUGAUGCCAGACUACUUAGCGAAAUACCCAGCAAUUCAGACAGACGAUGAGCGAGAUCGCUAUAAAGCUGUGUUCAACGAUCAGUAUGCUGAAUAUAAAGAGCUUUCUGCUGAAGUUCAGGUGGUCUUAAAAAAAUUUGAUGAUUUGGAUGCAUUGAUGAGUAAGCUGUCUCUUCACCCUGGAAACACACUGGAACAUGACAGAAUUUCAAAAGUUCUGCAAGAAUACAAAAAGAAGAAGAAUGAUCCUACAUUUCUGGAGAAAAAGGAACGUUGUGAAUAUCUAAAGAACAAACUUUCUCACAUAAAACAAAGAAUUCAGGACUACGAUAAAGUUAUGAAUUGGAACGUACAGACAUAGUAUCACUUUAACUUUAUGUGGAAGCUACUUAGUAUUUCGAAAUAGAAAUUAUUUUUAAAUAUUUAUCUUCAAAAUUUAUCAGCUUCCUAAUGUGAAACCAAUUGCUUCCUCAAUCAAUGCCUGUAUGUAGUAUAUUUAAAUCUUGUGCGUUUGACAGGUUUUGUAUGCAAUCCUAUUUUAAAUGCAAUAUAACAAAUAAAUUAACAAGCUAUUUUAUGGCAUCUACAUUAAUUGUAAGCUUUAGUACUAGAUUAAUGCUCAAGUCUGUCCCUUUUUAUAUAAUCAUAGGUAUGAUAUUUUUACUCAUCUGUUCUCCCUUUCUUCUGUCUUUGUCUUUAAAUGUGUGCACCUUUUCCACCAGAUCUGGUUCUUCUAGAUCUAGUCAAGAAUCUGUGCAGUAGUGCUGUAACAACCUCAGAUAGUGACUUGAUGUAUUUCCUGUAUAGUUAGAGUCCUGCAGAUAUCCACUUCAUAUCCACAGAUCAUGUUUGCGGAUUGGAUGCAGAUACAAAUUUUGUAUCUGUGCAGGGCUCUACAUAUGGUAUUGGAAAUAACUGGGCUGUUUUUAUGGCCAUAAUUCAGCAGAGUAUUUAAACACUUCAGUUCAAAUAAAUGAAACUGUUCAUUCAUGUCCUACAUGCUCCACGAAAUCAGAGCCACUUGUUAGUCUUUGCCUAUUUUUUUCCCCCCAUUCUGAGGAUUGUUGUUUUCUGUAGGGAGAACCCACAGAUUUCUCAGAAACUACUGAGUGGCGUCUGCCAGACAGGAUGGAGAGAAAUGUGGUACAAGCCUUCUUACUGUUUGAUCGUGAAUAUUUAUUUAAUUCUUAUAUCUUUGUCUUUUCUCAUGCAGAAGUUCUAAAGAAAGCAGUUGAAGUUUUGCCUAAAUAAGGACUGCAUAACAGGUCCUAUAUUAGCAACCAUAGCAUAGCUUAAUUCUGACCUCUGUUUUGCAGCGGUGAGGUAACUUAUUCACAUUCAAGAGGAACGUGACUCUCUUGUUUGAGAAAACUGGAGAGAGUAGCUGAUGCAGGUAAUUGUAAACAUUAGGAGUCAAAUGUACACAAUUUUUAAACUUUAAUUCUCAGCAUAAAACCUCCCAAAAAAGUUACGGUAUAUAAACCAUAAGCAUGUGAUGAAAAUCCAAGUGAA
This is a messenger RNA of Chelonoidis abingdonii (Abingdon island giant tortoise), 2953 nucleotides long. The record is from RefSeq and is a predicted model, not a curated record. NCBI's taxonomy places the organism in Eukaryota, Metazoa, Chordata, Testudines, Testudinidae.